Messenger RNA from Orussus abietinus, 853 nucleotides. RefSeq names its product histone H2B. Gene Ontology annotation, cellular component: nucleosome. The record is from RefSeq and is a predicted model, not a curated record. Gene Ontology annotation, molecular function: DNA binding; structural constituent of chromatin; protein heterodimerization activity. Lineage: Eukaryota; Metazoa; Arthropoda; Insecta; Hymenoptera; Orussidae. The transcript has a single exon. The coding region runs from base 446 to 817 and encodes 123 amino acids.
UCUAAACGAGUUUCCCUAAAUCUAUAUUUAACGUUCCUAUUACCGUAAGGCCGAAUUUAGAAAUGAUAAGGAUUUAUUUGAAUCCGCUACUUGGUUCAUCAUAAAUUGUACAAACGACGCUCUUAAUAUUUAAAUGGUAGUCUUCAAAAAUAGAUACAUUUCACUAUGAACAAACGUUCGUACAUAACUGAUUAGGAGACCUAACCAGAAUGUAUUGAUUUACUAGCCAGGCACGGUAUCCGAGUGGAGGGGAGAAAGCAUUAAAAACUUUAGGAGGUCCGCACCAAUCACGUUGCAGAAAGUGUCUAGACGCCACGUCAUUGGUGCGCUGCUCAUACCUUCGGCCAAUAUAUAAGCAAAUCGUCCACCAGUGCCCCUUUAUUCGAGUUCUCGAUCUUCCCGUCAGAGGUUUCCUUUAUCUACUCUUGAGCGAUCACGGAUCGAGAUGCCACCUAAAGCAAGUGGAAAGGCUGUUAAAAAAGCCGGAAAAGCUCAGAAAAAUAUUAGCAAAACUGACAAGAAGAAGAAGAGGAAAAGGAAAGAAAGUUAUGCCAUUUAUAUUUACAAAGUGCUGAAACAAGUACAUCCCGAUACUGGAAUUUCUAGUAAGGCCAUGAGUAUCAUGAAUAGCUUCGUAAACGAUAUUUUCGAGCGCAUCGCCGCUGAAGCAUCUCGUCUGGCCCAUUACAAUAAACGCUCGACAAUUACGUCUAGGGAAAUCCAGACUGCCGUAAGGCUACUGUUACCUGGUGAACUCGCUAAGCACGCAGUUAGUGAAGGUACUAAAGCAGUGACUAAGUACACGAGUUCCAAGUAAACCAACUUCAUCAUUUUAUGAACGGCCCUUUUCAGG